This is a messenger RNA of Panicum virgatum (switchgrass), 3562 nucleotides long. RefSeq lists its product as uncharacterized. The transcript is spliced from 9 exons. Bases 704 to 1966 code for a protein of 420 amino acids. The record is from RefSeq and is a predicted model, not a curated record. Lineage: Eukaryota; Viridiplantae; Streptophyta; Magnoliopsida; Poales; Poaceae.
ACCCCACCCCUUCCCCCCCAAUCCCUCACAGUAACAUCCCCCGCACUGGUGAGCUCUCUCCGUCGGCAUUGUUCAUCUACUCCGGCGCUGGUCGUGUUUAGUUCGUCUGUCGUGGCGAGAUUAGCCAUGGAAGGGGAUUCCGGCGGUGGUCCUCAGGGAAGCUCCUUUGAUUCGCCCGGCGUCCCCGACGCUGUUCGUGCUGGUGCGACCUGUGCUGCCGCCGCUGACGCCCCUGGUGAUUCGGGGACCUUCCAUGGUUCCGAGAAGGUGCGCAUUCCCACGGACGAUUCCAUCGGGGCUCCGGAUGCGGAGCACCGACGGAUUCCAGAUUUGGGUGCAGUCGGCGAUUCAAAAUCAAGCUCCUGUACAUACUCGAGGAACAAGAUUGCACCAAACAAGCCGGUGAUUCAGCCAACCAUCGCGGACCUGCUGGCCGGGAAAAAGAGGUCGGCCGGUGGGGGUUCGCAGAAAGAUGCACCGACGGCCGUACCAUCGCCAACAUCUUCGGACGAUUUCAUGGCGACGGCAAAGAAGAGGCGCGCCGAUCAGGCCCCAUCCUCGUGCUCGAAGCGCACAUCCCGUGCCGGAGUUCGUGGGGGUCAAGUUGGUUCGCAUGUGCCAAAUGCUCCAGCUGCAGGGCCAAGCAUGGGAACUCGGAAGCCGGGUCCAAGAAAGGUCAGAUUUCAGGAAAGAAUAGAAUUAGAUGAAACCCCAUUCACCCGCCGUUCGUGCUGUUCGACCUCAACGCCAGAUUCAGAAGUUGAAUGUACGCUGCUGUCCAAAAGAUGUGGUAGAGGUUAUUGCUGCUCUAACACCAGAUCAGCGUGAUUACGUAUGCAGAAAGAGUUUUGGUCCUCUUUUGGACAUUACAGUUGUAAACUUGGAGACGCGGGGUUUGUUGGAUUGGCUUCUUGAAAAUACCAAUCCGAUGGAUAUGAUCAUCCGGGCUGGUCCUGGAAAGAAUUUGGAGAUAACCAAGGAUGUUAUCCACCAGAUUCUUGGGCUUCCCAACGCUGGUGGCCUGCCUGAAAAAUUUGAUUGGGCAGAAGCAGUAGCCGAAGCGGCUGCUUUCAAGAGUAGGCUUGGACUUGGGCCCCGUUCUUUUGGUGUUGACAAGAUGAAGCAACACAUUGAGAAAGGCGGUGCAGAUUCAGUCAGCAUGAGAUAUUUCUUUCUGAUUGUUUUUAAUCGUCUGUUGUUUUGCAAAGGAAGCUUUGAUAUCACCAAUGACCAUAUAUAUUGGACUCGUCAGAUAGAACAGUUUGGUGAUUUUGAUUGGUGCCAGCUUAUCUACAACGAUUUGUGUAAUGCAGUCAGAAAGUGGCAUUCUAGAGACAAGAACCAGGUCACUAUAACUGUUUAUGGUUGCUGUCUUGUGAUCCUGAUAUACUACCUUGAUCAUCUAUACGACAAGGCAGCACCCACUACCAAGACUGAUUGUCCGCGCAUCAAGUACUUUGAUAGCGCUCGUAUCCUAAAGUUGUUGAAAGCUGACCACAAGGAUGGGUCUUGGGGAAAUUGUGAUUUCCGCAACCGGACAGAAACCUGUUAUGCACAGGGUCCUUCAAUUUACAUCCCUCGUCUGCGUGGUUUAUUGGACUAUAAGAUAGAAUCCUUACCUGAUCACAUUGCUGAUCGGGUGAGGAACAUCUUAUCUCACAACGACCAUGAGAUUGCUAGACUAGCAUCCUCGUUGGACGAAACUCGGCGAGACCUUCUGCGCAAACAGUAUCAGUUGGCAAACAAUGUUGCGUCAAUGAUUGACGAGCUGCUGCGCGCUCCGACCCAGGACCGCGCCAAUCCAGACCUCAAUGCUGGACAAUCAUCACAAGGUGGUGUUCCAGAUUCGAACCCCCAGCCGAUCCAUGAUGGCCAGCCUAGCCAAAGCACAGACUUUUUUGAGCCGAUAGUAUCUCAAUCUGUCAACCCUUCAUGUGAAAAUGAAGAUUUUGAAUGGACUUUGUGAUUAUAGGGGUGGUACAUUGCUCGUAUAAACUUGAUGAAAUGCGAUCGUAGAGAUGAGUAGGUUAUAGUUCAGACUAUAUGGUUGAUGUUAUAAAGUUGGAGUUUACUUGUCGUCAUUUGUGUUGUGGAUGAUAUUUGUUGGUUUCGUGUUGUACUUGUACCCAGAUUUUCCAGAUGAUGAAAUGCUUACGGACACGCAGGUUGAGAAGUUAAACAAUACAUUUGCACAGAUGGAAGAGGAUGCAAAUGCAAACAUGAUGCAAAGUUUCUCACCAGCACCAAUCACGGACAUGACAGACGAUGCCAAAGCCCAGGAGACCCUUGCAGAGCUCUCAAACGACACUAAUGGAUCACAUUAGUACAUAUAUUGUAUUUCCAAUAGGUUAUAUGGUUACCACAUUCCAUCUUGCUGCCUAAUCCACGCUUCUUUCAAUUUUCAGCUUCGCGGUUCCUCAAUCUCAACAAUUCCCAGGCAUUGCCGCAGACACCAACCUCUGCGGCAUUGUUUGAUGGGGACAACAUUGUUAACGAAGAGAUGGACCGUGCAUGCGCACAUAUAUACAGGGAGGUCGGCCUUGAUGAUGACUCUCAUUGGUCUUUCAAGAUGGACAGAAUCCUGAUGGAGGAUCAUUUGACCAAUUGCAUCCACAGAAUACUACUCAAGGUCCAAUAUUCGACUGUACCCCAACUCUGGGGGAAGCCUCUGCUGACCUGUAUCACAAAGGGCCUUCUAAUGACAAAGAAGUUCUAUUUGACUCGACGCCUGAUGAGCCCAUGGCUGGACAAAAUAAUUCAGGUAGCUACUCUUUGGAUGUGAAAAAUGAUUCAAUUAUUUCAUCCAAUAUCAUUUUCAGAGGUUCUGUAUUGCGUCAAAUAGAAGAGAAAAGGAAGCCAAGGAAAUAUAUAUACAUCGGCUCCAUGCAUGUUGACGUCACUUGAAUUUCUAUUGCCUUGGAGAAAUACUUGGAGAAAUACUUGGGGAAAAGUGGUAAUUUCCAUAUAUACAAGCAGCUACAAGCAUGAUGCCGAGAGAUGCGUGAUUUGCAUUUGGCCACAUUUUUAUAUUAUUAGAUUACUAGUUGCAUGUUACAAUUAUUUUAAUGUUAUUCUGUCACGUACUUAGGUUUGAGAUACUUCUACACGUGAGUUAGGCAUGGUCGAGUGGUUUUAGAGUCCUGGUGUGGUGCCUGCGUGCACUUGUUUUAGCCGAGCCUGUUAAUGGGCCGUGGAGUCCAGGGUGCCUGCGUGCACAUUGAUAAAAUUCCCAGGGUAGGCAUGUAGGGAGAUUAGAUUGGAUUUUAUUUGUGUCUCUCGUUUAGGGUUUCUCCUACGAACAACGAGACGCGGUCCGAUCUCAUCUACCUUGCCGAUUCUUCUGGAUCGUGAUUGGGAGCGUGAUCAGGAUUGUUUCUUGGGUGCGCUGCUCCGGAUUCUUCGGUGGAUCCCCAUCUUCUGAUCGUGGCUCGUCGUGGCCACGGGUGGAAGAAUUAUCAUUGGUUUGCAUUGACUGUAAGCCGAUCUCUUCUCUGCUGUUACUGCUUGUGGUGCUGGAUCAAAUCGAAACAUUAUUUUCUACUAUCUGGUUUGAAUCGGUUCA